Molecule: messenger RNA, 6964 nt
Organism: Betta splendens (Siamese fighting fish)
Lineage: Eukaryota; Metazoa; Chordata; Actinopteri; Anabantiformes; Osphronemidae
Exons: 2
Coding region: 716-2908 (730 amino acids)
Molecular function (GO): nucleic acid binding; zinc ion binding
Source: RefSeq, a predicted model, not a curated record
CAUAAAUGUCAAGUCAUGUUUAUAUUUUAUUUGCAUAUUUAUUGUGUGUUUAUAAUUAUUUGAUUGUUAAUGCGGACCCGGAACAAAGUUUGUGUUCCGCCGGACAUUUUUUGCUGGUACACGAGUGAGAAGCAUGUGGAGAGAAGUGAAGGUACAAGCAGGCAAGAAAGUGAAGGUUAAGCAUUUAUUUUGGGAUUUUGAUGAUUCGUAACCAUUCCCUCUGGGGUGUGCAGCCAGCGAGUUCGACGGUGGAUUUGUUCGGACGUAAGGAGCAACAAGUGCUCAGAAGGAAAGAAUAAAUUCAUCUGUGAUGAUAAAGAACUGCUUCGUUGCCUCAUUGGAGGGAGUGAUAGUCGAACUCGGUCUGCAACAAGCCGAAGCGGACCUGCAAGACUCCUGACGCGUCGUCGACAAGCAUCUCAGAUAAGCUGUUAUAAACGUUAAGGACAAGGACCGAAAUCUAAGUUACCUUUGGACAUUUAAGAGUAAUCGUGAUAUUAGUGUUUUGAAGUUCAGUGUUGUUAUUGAAGGGUCGGUCAAUUAAGUUCAAUUAAGUGCCACAACUUGUUACCUUUUGUAUGGUUUGUGAAUUUGUGUCGUUUACCUUAUGCAAAGGAAAUAUGUAGAACCAUAACUUGCUAAUUCUUCGCGGUUGUUUUAACAGUGCUAAUUUAAUCCUGGUAAAUUCUAUUUUGACUGUUACGUAGUUUCUAAGAUGUCUCAGGCAAGCAAAGACACUGAGAGUGCAUUAGCUGGUUUAGAGCAAGAGGUAGACCAGUCAGAUGUUCCUCAACCAACAACAAUAUCUAAAGAGCCUCGAAGGAGUGAAAGAGCUCGAACAUUAACUGAAAAGGGAAAAGAACUUCAGAAGGAAAAGCUAGAAGUUCUUCUGCUACGCUUUGACAGUAUUUAUGAAAGAUGGAGAGCUCUGACCAAGGUUGCUAAGAAAUCUGAAAUGAGUCAAGAUCCCAGUGAAAUUCUACAGGAACACAUUAGCAGCGUUCAGAAAGAGGCAUCAGAGCUGAACAAUAUUUAUGAUGACUACAGAAGAAUUGAUAGUCCAGCUCAUGACAUGCGUCGUAAGAUGGACAACUGUACAUCAAUUACUGAAGUAGUGGUUCAGAACGCUCAGUUGCAAAUUCAAGGAAGAGAAGAGCAGAUUAUUUGGCCUAAUGCAAAGUCAGUAUUUGCAUCUUCCAUUUCCAGUGUUUCACCACCUGCUUCAAGUCGUUCUAAGAUUAAUUCUUUGCGCUCUGAUACAUCUUCAGUCAAAAGACAAGAAGCUGCUGCUGAGUAUGCAGCCACACAAGCUGUCUUAAAGAUUAUGGCUGAGCAAGAGUCAUAUCAAGAAAAACUACAAAAGCUUGAGGUUGAAGAGAAGUUGAUCAUUGCAGAACAAGAAGCAGCUGCAUUAGCUUGUCAUCUGCAAGCGGAAAAGGAAGAAACAGAGCGUAGAAUAGAAAGGGAGAAACGAAAAUCCGCUCUCCAAAGGAAACAACAAGAGGAGAACGCCGCAAGAAGGAGGUCAGUAGAAAACUUAAAAAGAGAACUUGAGCGUUUGGAGGAAUUGAAAAGGCUGAAUGCAGCCAAGGCAAAACUUCAGGUUUAUGAUGAACACGAGAAUGAUCAGGUUAAGGGUUUUGCAGCAAAUAGCGCAGAACUUCCUAUUGUCAUGCAGACUGUCAGUCAGAUUAAGCAAGAACCACAACCACCAAGAGUUGUGUUCUCUAAUAGUAGUCCAACACAAAAUGAAACAGGAGCACUUGUGAAGGUUUUGGCUGAGGCUAUGUCAGCAAACAGGCUCCCCAUUCCAGAACCUACCGUCUUUUGUGGAGAUCCACUUAGGUUUGUUCAUUGGAAGGCAUCUUUCAAGACUCUGAUUGAGCAGAAAAACAUUCCAACCUCAGAGAAGAUCUUCUUCCUUCAGAGAUAUGUUGGAGGAGCAGCACGAGAGGCUUUGGAAGGUUACUUUCUAAUUGGUUCAGAAGAGUCAUAUGAAGCAGCUUGGAAGUUGCUCAGUGAACGAUAUGGACAUCCAUUUGUAAUUGCAAAGGCUUUCAGAGACAAAUUAUAUUCCUGGCCAAAGGUAGCUGCAAAGGAAAGUGCUGAGUUUAGGAAAUUUGUGGACUUCUUGCGCAGUUGUGAAUGUGCUAUGGCUCACAAUGAAAGUCUAAAUGUCCUUGAUGAUGGACUUGAGAACCAGAAGCUGGCAGCUAAAUUACCCGACUGGUUAAGCACCAGAUGGAACAGAAAGGCCACAGAAUAUCAACUGGAGCAUGGGAGAUUCCCGAAGUUCAGUUAUUUUGUGACAUUCCUUUCAUUAGAGGCCAGUAUUGCUUGCAAUCCUAUUACAUCUUAUCAAGCAUUACGGCAGACUGAAUCUGAUAAGGUGAGGAUUAAAAAUCAGACAUUAGUAACUCCUAAAACCCAGACCAUAGGUUCCAAAAUAUUCACAACCAAUACCAGUGAGAGAAACAGAGUCACCUGUCUGUUCUGUGAGAAAGUAGGGCAUGGUGUACAAAAGUGUUUCAAAUUACUGGACAAGGCAGUUGCUGACAGAGUCAAAUUCAUUCGAAGUGAAAAUCUAUGCUUCGGCUGUUUGAGCAUUGGCCAUCAGUCUAAGAAAUGUACCAAUCGGAUGGUCUGUGAAGUCUGCUCAAAACGUCACCCCACGUGUUUACACGAAGAUCGCUCAAACCGUGAACAAGGAGCAAAGAGAGAACAAUUCAAAGGAAGAGUUAGCACUAAAGAAUCAGCACAACCAAGUGUCAGUAACGAAAGCACGUCCAACAGAGUUGUACAAGAUGGUAAAAGUGUACAGACUUCAGCCAUAGUCCCGGUGUAUGUGUCUUCACCAAAGGAUCCAAACAAGGAAGUUCUUGUUUAUGCUCUGUUAGAUUCACAGUGAUUCUUCAUUUAUUCUUGAGGAAGUAGCAGAUGUUCUAAACAUGGACACAGAACAAGUCAGACUGAAAUUGUCUACAAUGUCAUUUAAAGGGACAAUUGUAGUUUGUAAAAGACUCAAUGGUCUACAGAUAAGAGGACUAGACUCCUCUAAGAAAGUUACAGUGCCAACAGCUUAUACUCGGGAGUUCAUUCCUGCCAAUCGGACUCAUAUUCCAACUCCAGAGACAGCUCAGGCAUGGCCGCACUUGGAACAUCUUGCAGCACACAUGGCUCCACAGAAGGACUGUGCAAUUGGUCUCCUAAUAGGUUAUAAUUGCCCACAAGCAUUAUUACCUAGAGAAGUUGUAUGUGGAGAAGAAAACCAACCUUUUGCACAGAAGACUGACCUAGGUUGGAGCAUAGUGAGCUAUGUUGCGCCGUUCGAGCACCAUGGUGAUGAUAUUGGAAUAAGUCAUCGCAUCAUUGUAAAGAGAGUGAUGCCAGAAUCCACACCUACAGCUAAACUUAAGAGUGAAGUUCACUAUGUGUGUAAGACUCAAAUCAAGGAAUUGACCACUCCAGACAAUGUAAUUAAGAUCCUAGAAUCUGAUUUCAGUGAAAGAGAUGUGGAGGAAGCAAUACUUUCUCAGGAAGAUUUCCACUUCUUGACCAAGCUGAAGGAGGGAAUCAUGCAGAAACAUGAUGGUCAUUAUGAAAUGCCCCUGCCUUUCAAACAAGACAGACCAAACCUGCCUAGCAAUAAAGCAUGUGCUGUUCAUCGGUUGUCAUGCUUAAAGCGCAGAUUCAAGAGAGACCAGAAAUAUCACACAGACUAUAAGAACUUCAUGAAAGAUCUCAUAGCUCGUGGUGAGGCAGAAAAGAUCACAGACGAGGAAUUGAACAACGAACCAGCCUGGUAUAUACCUCAUCAUGGUGUAUACCACCCUCAAAAGCCAGGGAAGAUACGAGUAGUCUUUGAUUGCUCUGCAAGGUUUCAAGACACUUCCCUGAAUGACCAUCUUCUUACAGGUCCAGAUCUUACAAACAACUUGGUGGGAGUUCUUUGUAGGUUUCGUGAGGGACCCAUAGCUGUCAUGUGUGACGUCGAACGCAUGUUUCAUCAGUUUCAUGUUAAGACUGAAGACCAGGACUACUUAAGGUUCUUAUGGUGGGAGGAUGAUGAUCUGGAAUCUUCACCAUCAGUGUUUCGAAUGAAGGUACAUCUGUUCGGGGCAGCCUCCUCACCUGGGUGUGCUAACUUUGGGUUGAAGCAUUUAGCUAGUCAGUGUCAGGAUCAGUUCAGUGAAAGCACUGUUAAAUUCAUUCAGAGAAGUUUUUAUGUGGAUGAUGGAUUAGUGAGUGUUAUGUCGGAUGCUGAGGCAAUCCAACUCAUUAAGGAAGCCAGAGAGCUCUGCAAAACAGGGAAGCUUAGACUGCAUAAGUUUGUUUCCAACAGCAAGCCUGUUUUGAAAUCAGUACCAGAGGAAGAGUGUGCUGAUAGUGUCAAAACCCUGGACAUGGCUUUGGGAGAGCCUCUCUGUGAGAGAGCUCUUGGUGUUCAGUGGUGCAUAUCUUCCGAGGACCUUUAGUUCAGAAUUACUGUCAAGGAACACCCACUGACCAGAAGAGGAGUACUGUCUACAGUAGCUUCCGUCUAUGACCCGUUAGGAUUCUUAGCUCCGUUUGUCCUAAGAGGAAAGCAAAUUCUACAGAAACUGUGCAGAGAGAAGGUUGGUUGGGAUGAGUCCCUCCCAGAAGAACUCAGAACACAGUGGACAUCCUGGCUAGAAGAUCUUCAGAAUUUGUCUAAAGUGAAGAUCAAAAGACCUUACCUACCAGUAAGCUUCUAUGAGGUUAAGCAAUAUCAGCUUCAUCAUUUUUCAGAUGCGAGUGUCACAGGUUAUGGAGAGUGUACGUACCUUAGAGCAGUUAAUGCUGAUGGAGAAGUCCAUUGCUCUUUUGUUAUGGGAAAGGCACGCGUUGCUCCUACUAAGGUAACCACGGUACCACGUCUUGAGCUAUCUGCAGCAGUAGUAGCAGCAAGGACAAGUGUUCUCAGAGAAGAACUUGAACUGAAGGAUCUUCAAGAACAUUUUUGGACUGACUCAAAGGUAGUUCUUGGAUACCUAAAUAAUGAUGCAAGACGUUUUCAUGUGUUUGUGGCAAAUAGAGUCCAAAGAAUUAGGUCAAUUACAGAACCCCAACAGUGGCAUUAUGUGCAGUCUGCAGAUAAUCCUGCAGAUCAUGCAUCCAGAGGACUAACGGCAGAUGAGCUUGUUGCUUCAAACUGGCUCACUGGCCCAGAUUUCUUGUGGGAAAGGGAGCUACCCACAAGUGAAGUGAAAGUGGAAGAAGUCAGUGACAAUGAUCCAGAACUCCGAAAGGUGCAGGUGCUCAAAACCAGUGCAAAGGAAGACAGGACAUUGUUAGAUCGUCUGACAAAGUUUUCUGACUGGAAAAGAGCCAUUAAAGGUAUUGCUAGUCUUAAGCGCUUAGCUCAACAGAUUAAAGGACUGAAACCUAAGCUAAAUGAAGCCACAAAUGUUGAAGAAAGACAAGAAGCAGAACGCUUCAUUAUAAAACUAGUCCAAAGAGAAAGGUUCAGCAGUGAAAUCAAGGAUUUAGGGCAAGGCAAGGAAAUAAGAUCUAAGGACAAGGUCAAAAGGUUACACAAGUUAGAUCCAUUUGUAGACGAGCAUGGUGUGCUCAGAGUAGGGGGACGUUUGACAAGAGCUAGCCUUCAUCCACAUGUCAAACAUCCUGUAAUUUUGCCGAAGGAAUGUCAUGUGUCUGCUUUGCUUAUCAAGCAUUACCAUAAGCAAGUACAGCAUCAGGGAAGAGACAUGACUGUGAACGAACUGCGAUCUAAUGGCAUAUGGAUCUUAGGGUGCAGUAGUGCUGUUGCUUCACAUAUUUACAAGUGUACAAGGUGCAGGAAGUACAGACGGACUGCACAGGAACCUAAGAUGGCAGAUUUGCCUGAAGAAAGAGUGGAAAUGACACCUCCAUUCACAUACUGUGGCAUGGAUUGCUUUGGUCCAUUCUAUGUGAAGGAAGGAAGGAAAGAACUAAAAAGGUAUGGUCUUCUCUUUACAUGCAUGUGCUCAAGAGCCAUACAUAUUGAGAUGUUGGAUGAUCUUACAACAGACGCUUUCAUCAACGCGUUGCGUGCAUUCAUCGCAGUACGUGGAAACGUAAGACAGUUGAGGAGUGAUCAAGGCACUAACUUUGUGGGUGCACAAAGGGAGUUCAUGAAUGCAAUGAAGGACCUAAAUCAUGAACAACUCAAAGAGUAUGGAUGUGAGUUCGUCACAAACUUUCCAUCGUCCAGUCAUAUGGGAGGUGUAUGGGAGAGACAGAUCCGAACAAUCAGAAGUGUUCUAACUGCAAUUCUAGAUCAAUCAGCUAAAAGACUUGACUGUGCAUCGCUUAGAACUUUUCUGUAUGAAGUGAUGGCUAUUAUAAAUAGCAGACCUCUGACAACAGAGCAUUUAAACGAUCCAACAAGCUUGGAACCUCUCACUCCCAAUCAUAUGCUUUUGAUGAAGUCUGGAAUAAUAUUGCCUCCUCCUGGCCAGUUUGUGAGUCAGGACCUGUACUUGCGUAAAAGGUGGCGCCAGGUGCAGUUCCUGGCAAAUGAGUUCUGGACUAGGUGGAAGAACGAGUACCUUCUUAAUCUUCAGCAGAGGCAAAUAUGGCAAAGAGACAGAAGAAACAUUAAGGUUAAUGACAUUGUCAUCCUCAAAGAGGAUAAUUCUCCAAGAAAUCAGUGGAAGCUGGCAAAGGUGGCAGAAGUGUAUCCUAGCAAGGACGGAAAGGUUAGGAAAGUUAAACUUCUGAUCAGUGACUCAUCUUUAGAUAGUAAAGGAAGACGUAUUUCAAAGCCAGUUUAUUUAGAUAGACCGGUGCACAAGAUUGUUCUACUGCUUGAAGCAGAGUAAAGGUUAUACCUUAUUUUUAGGUAUAUGCUAUGCCUGUAUGAUCUUCAAGAGUUAAGUGAAAGUUCGAUUGUUCAGUGAAAUCCCAAACAUUGUGAUUUGGUGGGAGUUUAACUGACAUAAAUGUCAAGUCAUGUUUA